AUGGAGGCCAUCAAGCAAGCCCUUCACCUUGGCAAGUCCAAUGAUGCCCCUGCUGAGCCCAGCCCCGAGGCUCUCAACGAGCUCAAGGAGAAGUACACAAAGGCCGGUCAAGAGCAAGUCUUCACCUUCUACGACUCUCUCUCAUCGGCCGAGCGAGGAACUCUGUACCAGCAGCUUUCAGGCUUCGACCCCGCCCAUAUCAACGACAUCACACACCGCGCCUUGAACCCUCCCAAGACCAGCGAUGAGCCCGAUCGCCUCGAGCCUCUCCCCGAAUCUGCCACCGCUAGCAUUCUCGACUCCAGUGCCGAUGAUAUCUCUAAGUGGUACGACUCCGGUCUUGACCUCAUCUCCAAGGGUCAGGUCGCCGUUGUCCUCAUGGCUGGCGGUCAGGGCACCCGUCUUGGUAGCUCUGCCCCCAAGGGCUGCUACGACAUUGGCCUGCCCUCCCACAAAUCUCUCUUCCAACUUCAGGGUGAGCGAAUUGUCAAGAUCCAGGAGCUCGCCGCCAAGAAGUCUGCUGGCUCCAACGCUGUGGUUCCCUGGUAUGUCAUGACCAGUGGUCCUACCCGUGGCCCUACCGAGAAGUUCUUCCAGGAAAACAACUACUUUGGUCUGAGCCAAGACAACGUCAAGAUCUUCGAGCAGGGUGUUCUGCCCUGCAUCUCCAACGAUGGCAAGAUCCUUCUCGAGACCAAGGGCAAGGUUGCUGUUGCCCCUGAUGGAAACGGUGGCCUUUACAACGCUCUUGUCGUCUCCGGUGUCGUUGAUGAUAUGCGAAAGCGCGGUAUUCAGCACAUCCACGCCUACUGCGUUGACAACUGCCUUGUGAGGGUCGCUGAUCCCGUCUUCAUUGGUUUUUCUGCUGCCCUCAAUGUCGACAUUGCCACCAAGGUUGUCCGUAAGCGUAACGCUACUGAGUCCGUCGGUCUGAUUCUCUCCAAGAACGGCAAGCCCGAUGUUGUUGAGUACUCCGAGAUCGACAAGGCCACUGCUGAGGAGCUUGACCCUAAGCAAUCUGAUCUCCUUCGAUUCCGUGCUGCCAACAUUGUCAACCACUACUACUCUUUCAGCUUCCUCGACUCUAUUCCUCAGUGGGCUCACAAGCUCCCCCACCAUAUUGCCCGCAAGAAGAUCCCUUCUGCUGAUCUUGAGAGUGGCGAGACCGUCAAGCCUGAGAAGCCCAAUGGCAUCAAGCUAGAGCAGUUUGUCUUCGAUGUCUUCCCCUUCCUGACCCUGGACAAGUUUGCCUCACUCGAGGUCAAGCGUGAGGACGAGUUCUCUCCCCUCAAGAACGCUCCCGGCACUGGCGAGGAUGACCCUGAUACCAGCAAGGCCGAUAUCAUGACCCAGGGCAAGCGCUGGGUCGAGGCCGCUGGUGCCAUUGUCGUCGGUGACAAGGCCGACGUCGGUGUUGAGGUGUCCCCUCUCAUCAGCUACGGUGGUGAGGGUCUGGAGAAACUCAAGGGCACAGAGAUUACGCCCCCUACUCUCCUGUGGCGAGAGUAA
Molecule: messenger RNA, 1509 nt
Organism: Fusarium mangiferae
Lineage: Eukaryota; Fungi; Ascomycota; Sordariomycetes; Hypocreales; Nectriaceae
Product: putative UDP-N-acetylglucosamine pyrophosphorylase
Exons: 2
Coding region: 1-1509 (502 amino acids)
Biological process (GO): UDP-N-acetylglucosamine biosynthetic process
Molecular function (GO): UDP-N-acetylglucosamine diphosphorylase activity
Source: RefSeq, a predicted model, not a curated record